AUGGCGGCGGGUCGCUCCUUAGCGCGUUCGAGCGUGCAUAUAACCGUUAUACGACAAUUAAAUCUUAGAAUACUCUUUACGAGCUCCUUAAUUGCAUCCUUGCUUUGCGUUCAACUUGCGUGCCGUGCUGACACGGACGCCGCUUGGGCCAGUGGUAGAACGACACGUGUAGGGAACAGCGGGAGACGGCUCUCGACGCCGCCGGCGAAUGGGGUAACCAACUUCCAACCGACGCAGGCGACAGUGUGCAAUUUCUCCCGCAGCGGGCAGUGGCUUUCGCGAAACAAGGCUCCCUACGGCGCCGAUUGUCCUUUCCUCAAGAACGUGGGUCCAGUGAAUUGCAUCAUCAAGCCCAGGAAUCGCCCCAAGAACUGGCUGAACUACCGUUACAGACCCAAGAACUGCGGGCAGCCAUGGUUUUCCUUCGCUCCUCUGGCCUUCCUGCAACGAAUGAGAAACAGGGUGUUUGCUUCAGUGGGCGACUCUCUCUCUGUCAGCAAUCUCAUGCCGUCUCUACUUUGUCAGCUACACCAAGUAUCUCCUGUGACCGAGAUUCCUAACAACGGCACAUAUGCAAAGCAAGGCCCACUCACUAAAGUGUACCAAGUCAAAGCUUACAACGUUACCUUGGUCAACACAUGGAGCACGUUUCUCAACGAGUACUGGCAAGACGAACAGACGGUCCAGCAGUACAACGGAGGCGUUGCCUUAACAGAUGAGGAUUCAGUGGUGAAUCUAGAUGGGCUCGAUGCGCAGUGGGCGGCUUAUAUCGAGCGGUACGACGUGCUUAUAUUGCAGACGCAGGCGCACUGGCAGGCCACCAAGUACAAGUGGCGGCGGUUCUGGGUGAACAGUACCGGGGAUCAAAUCUUCAACGAGUCUAGGUUCCUUGCUGCUUUUGAGUAA
Closterium sp. NIES-65 is the source of this 906-nucleotide messenger RNA. The record is from the annotation of a GenBank genome assembly. NCBI's taxonomy places the organism in Eukaryota, Viridiplantae, Streptophyta, Zygnematophyceae, Desmidiales, Closteriaceae.